UGGUCUAGAGACUUCAUUGCAAGGAGUCGAGGGUACAAGCACACGUUCAUAGACAGUCAUUGCCAUAUUGACUUCACCUACAAACAGAUGAAUGUUGACAUGACCACCACGUACCAGAGUUUUAGGAAGUCCAUGGCUGACUCGUAUCCUGACAACUACGAAGGAUGUGUUGCUGUCUUCUGUAAUCCCAAUACAUUUUCUGCUAAAUGUGAGUACAUCUGUUUCAUUGCUUAUACAUAAUAUGUUUUCUUUAUAGCUAGUCUUGUAAGAGAAAAAUAUGGCCAAUGUAUUGUUUACGUCCUCUUCGUUGGAUUAUCUUUGCAUUUUCUCACAUAUUUAAAACAAAAGUUUGCCACAUUGCAUUAAGUUUGUUAUUUAUAUUGUAUUUUUAUUUUAAAAAUAUUAUAGGAUGUUUCAUAAUCCCUAUUUUCGACCCAUCCAUUGCUCUCUAACAGUUCCCAAAGAUCUGAUCUUCAGAACGGUAUCUGGAGAAGACGGCGUGUGGUUGGCGUUUGGUUGUCAUCCCAAGAGUGCCACCGAGUUCAAGGACGUUCACGAGCAGGGGCUCAGGAAAUAUCUGAGUCACCCAAAAGUCGUUGCGCUAGGGGAGAUCGGCCUGGACUACUCGGGCACAUUCCACAGACACGCUGACGUACAGAAGAGAGUGUUCAGGACCCAGCUUAAGAUCGCCUUGGACAUGUUCUUGCCACUGGUCAUUCAUUGCCGUGAUGCAGACGAUGAUUGCUUGGAGAUCAUGCGCGAGGUGAGUUGAUAUUCGUUACAUGAAUCUUAAUGGAUAUGACUAUAUUCACGUUUAAGAAAUAUGUUUUGACUUAUAAAAUUAUUGAGUGCCUAAAGCUAGUAAGAUAACGAUUACUUAGGUCAUUAUGUAGUCAAUGACCAGGAUUGCCAUGUUACAACAUCUAGUGAGCAAUAUAGUCCAUGUUAUAAACAUUAUAAUAAUAGUAUCUGAUUGGUGUUUUUUUUUUUUUUUAACUUUCAAUAAUUUCAAUAUUUCCCAAAAAUAAUGUUUAUAAAUAUAUUUACACAAUAUUCAUGAUAGAUUUGCUGUUGCAGAUUUCAAUACUUAUGACGCUAAGAAUAUGUCACUUUUAAAUGAAGAGUCUUAUUAAAGUAUAACUUGUGCAUUUACUACAGUUUUUAAAGCUUCAAGUUCAUUUUAUAUGCCUGUGCUUUGGAAACUCCUCAUUUAAUGUACUUAAUUAAAAUUAUUUGUAUUUAUCUUCUUGACAGCUGGUACCACGUGACCAUAAGAUCCACGUCCACUGCUUCACCAGAAAUGAGCACAAAGCCAGACACUGGCUGGACAGUUUCCCUAACCUCUACCUGGGUCUGACCCCUGUCAUCACCUACCAGUCAGCCGUGGAACCCAUGACCGUGGCCGCUAGGAUCCCCCUGGACCGACUUCUGCUAGAGACUGAUGCCCCUUACUUUGUACCUGGCAGCAUCAAGAUAUGUUUGAAACAACUUGAUUUACACCUUUCUAGUUAAUUGUUUUUUUGUUGUUUUUAAAUUCUCUUUAUCACAAAGAUUCCAUAGUAGCAUCCAGGUUUCAUCCUAAAUAACUAAAAACUGAAUAAAGAAAUUCAAAUAGAAAACAAUUUAAUACAUGUUCAAUCCGGAAGUAUUGAGAAUCGUUAAUUCUUUUGUUUGAUUUUAUAUCAUACUUAUUAUUUUUAAAAUAUUGUUAUCCAGUGCAUAAAUUCAAUCAAGUAGAUAUACAAAAUAAAUUAAGCUCAAAUCCAAAAUUGUAAAUUAAUAUUUUAAUUAAUAUUUCGUCUGGUUUCAGGGCAACUUAAAAGUGUCUCAACCUGGUCUCGCUCUGAUAACAGCUGAGAGAAUCGCAGAAUUACGAGGUGUCUCAGUGGACGUAGUGCUCAAAGCCACAAGACAGAACACCAGAAAUAUGUACGGAAUAUAA
Messenger RNA from Lymnaea stagnalis (great pond snail), 1942 nucleotides. The record is from the annotation of a GenBank genome assembly. NCBI's taxonomy places the organism in Eukaryota, Metazoa, Mollusca, Gastropoda, Lymnaeidae.